This is a messenger RNA of Ailuropoda melanoleuca (giant panda), 2284 nucleotides long. RefSeq names its product golgi associated RAB2 interactor 1B (gene GARIN1B). Bases 1 to 1023 code for a protein of 340 amino acids. The record is from RefSeq and is a predicted model, not a curated record. Gene Ontology annotation, cellular component: nucleus. Lineage: Eukaryota; Metazoa; Chordata; Mammalia; Carnivora; Ursidae. The transcript has 7 exons.
AUGUUGUCAUCAGUUCCACAGAGAAAGACUUGGUGGAAAUCAAAGAAGACAGUAAAAGUCACAAGAUCUUUUCCAACCUUCCCUUCCCUGAAUGCCUGGGAAGAAGUCAGGGGCCUCUUGCCCGUGGAUGGGGAGCCGAACCCUGGAGUGGGCCUGGGUGUGGAGGAGGGACUGCUCUGCCAGAUGCUUCAUUCUCCGGAAUUCAACCUAUUUCCUGACUCAGUGGUGUUUGAAAGCAACUUUGUCCAGGUCAGAAAGGGCAGGAACUGGAUAGACAUCUACAAAGCCUCCAACACCAUGGCCCUUGGGGUAACCUCCUCCGUGCCCUGCCUGCCCCUUCCCAAUAUCCUCCUCAUGGCUAGCGUCAAAUGGCACCAGGGACAGAGCCAGACGUGGAACAGGCCAUCCACGGCCCCAAACAUCAAGCUGAAGAGGAUCCUCCCACUGAAGUUUGUGGAGCUCCAGGUCUGUGACCGGCUCCAACGCAUCUUGCGGCUGAGGACAGUCACCGAGAAGAUCUACUACCUAAGGCUCCACCCUGACCAUCCUGAGACUGUCUUCCACUUCUGGAUCCGGCUGGUUCAGAUUCUGCAUAAGGGCCUGUCCAUCACUACCAAGGACCCUAGGAUUCUUGUCACUCACUGUCUGGUACCCAAGAACAGCUGCAGCCCCUCGGGAGACUCUAACUCAGUACAGAAGAAACUGCAAGCCUCCCAGCCCAGCGAGAGCCUCAUGCGGCUGAUGGCCAAGGGGGAGAGUGAGGCGCUCUCUCAGAUUUUUGCCGACUUGCACCAGCACAACACGUUCAGUUCCAGGAGCAGCAAAAAGACACAGACCAAAAGGGGCAGCUCAGAGAAAGAUACUCGCAGUGAAGACGGCAUCCCUUGCACUUGCGACCUCAGUUGGAGAGAUUCGCUCACUUACGGAGAGUGGGAAAGAGAGAACCCUUCUGGGCCACAGCCCCUUUCACUCCUCAGCACCCUGGCAGCCUCCACUGGGCCACAGCUGGCUCCACUCAUAUAGGAAAUUCUGUUUGAACCACCCUUUCGCGCUGGGGAGAAUCUAUGCAACCCUCACCAACGCCACUCUGCAGCAUUCAGCUUUCUGAGGGACUCAGUCUGGAUGUGGGGGAGGAGAAAGCUACAACUAAGGAAAAACUAGAAUCAUCUCAUGCUGAUAGCAUAGCCUUUCCUUGGAGAACCAUUUGGGGGCAUGGCUCCGGGUAAGAAGCAUUAUUCCACCAUCAUCAUUCCACUACGUAAACUCCAGGUCCGCACCACCACCCAUCACACCUUGCCUCCGUUACCACCACCAGGGCGGGCCAAGAAGAUGUACUCUCAGAAGGGCCACGGCCAAGAGAUGGAGAGAAAGAAGGAAAGGGAAGCAGAACCAGUGGAGACAUGGAAGAGAGCAAAAUGGCGGUGAAGAGGAGGUGGAGGGAGGAAGUCAGAGAAGAGGAGAGAUCUCACAGAGAGGUGGUAACAGAAGAAAAGAGAAGGGACCUGAAUGAAGAGCUGAAGAGGACAAGAGAAGAAAUACACCACUGAGAAAUGCCUCACGAAGCUUCUAUUUAUCUAAUUUAAAACUUGAAAGUAAGGCCAUAUACCCAAACAAAUGUGUUUUCUUUUCUGUGCCAAUGUUUCUGGUGAACUAUGAGGGGCCAGAAACUAAUUCCAGCCAAGGGUCUCUCCUGAAGUUUCCUUUUUUGCCAGUUUUUGUUGUAGUUGUUGUUGUUGUUGUUGUUGUUGCUAGUCCCUCUUUUGAUUCAAGCUUUGCACCUUCUUCCUUAGCACAUUCCCUAACUUGGACUUGCUAGCCUGGCCCUGGGUUUCAAAUGAAGGUUUGGGUGAGAGGCUGCAGAAAGAUUCCUGCAGGGGGCAGUGUUAAGGUGUGUGAGGUAGGGGGCCUUUCUCUUUUGUGGUCCAACUUUCUAAGUUGGCUGUUGUCUCAGUCCUAUGGACACUGGCUCAAUUUCUUUGGGCUAUGACACCCCCUUUAAAUGUUGACAUACCUUGUUAGUGCUUACGAAACCAGUGACUCCACAGAGAGCAGGUGCAGCCUCAAAACGUAGGUACGUCAGAGGUUCCAGGCUCAAAGUAAAGAUAAAAGCAGAGGUUCACAAAUUAUAGAUCAAGGGAGUCACCAAGGAGUGUCUAUCACAUGGCUCAUGGACUGGCCACUUUGUUUAAAAUGCACAGUAUUUCACAUUCAGUAAAAAAAAUAGACUGAGUAUUUCAACCAACUUUCCAAUUGGAAAGCUUUUUUAGAUGUCUUGCUCUGAUUU